GAAGGAGUGGACUGAGUGGCAGUUGUUCCUUUCCUAUUUUCCAACCACAUUGAUGGAUUCUGGAGCUUCAAAGUGGCAUUCACAGAAGAAGAAUCUUGAUAUGUAUUGUCCAUUCAUUCUUCUUGUUUCCUGCCUACUCUUUCAAGUCUUUCACGAUGGAGAUCAGAGAUCCUAAGAGACAGAGACAUCCAUCAAGUUCAUCUCUGGAAAUGUUUUUCAGGAAGAUCUCUCAGGAUGAUCCAAAUCAAGACACGACCAGAGGGAAGAAUAGUAGGAAGUUGAGCCUUCUUGAUGGUGGAGCUGAAUCAAGGGUUGAAACUCCAAUUCAAGAGGGCCUUGUCUCUUUCGAGGAUGUGGCUGUGUAUUUCUCCAAGGAGGAAUGGUCUGAACUGGAUCCUGACCAAAAAGCUCUGCAUUGGGAAGUCAUGCUGGAAAAUUACAGGAACGUGUCUUUUCUUAGUGAUAAUGAGCAGGACUAUGAAGAGCCAAGGGAAUCAUUCCAAGGAUUCAGACAUGGAGACGUAAAGGAGAAGCCUGCAAUUCAAACGGAAUUCCAAAGGCAGGAGAGAAACCCCUCAAAUAAUUGGAAUAAGGAAAGCUCAUCUUCCAUUGAGGCUCACAUGCAGGAGUUUCUUCAGCAACUGGAAGAAAUAGAGAAAAAAUAUAUUGGGAAAGGUGUAAAACUAUCCAAAGACACAUUAGAUGUAAAUGAAACCAAAGGACAAGAUAAUAUAUGCAAAGACAAUGGAAAAAAUUACAAUUGGACCGUGCUUAGAGCUGGUAGGAAACAAUUUGGAAACCCACCACUGAUCCACACAGGAGAGAAGCCCCAUAUAUGCACAGAAUGUGGAAAGGGCUUCAGACUACUCAGUAAUCUUAUUUCUCAUAAAAGAAUCCACACAGGGGAGAAGCCAUUUAAAUGCAUGGAAUGUGGAAAGACUUUUACUUAUAGGAAACAACUUAGUUCCCAUCAAUUAAUCCACACAGGGGAGAAACCAUAUAGAUGCAUGGAGUGUGGAAAGGGCUUUGGCCAACACAGUAAACUUACUACUCAUCAAAGGAUCCACACAGGGGAGAAACCAUUCAAAUGCAUGGCAUGCGGAAAGAGCUUUCGCCACUACAGUGGUCUUACUUGCCAUAAAAGGAUCCACACAGGAGAGAAACCAUUUAAAUGCAUGGAAUGUGGAAAGAGCUUCAGUGUAAACUGCAAUCUUACUUCCCAUAAGUGGAUCCACACAGGAGAGAAACCAUUUAAAUGCACGGAGUGUGGAAAGACUUUUAGUCAGAGCAGUGCCCUUACUCUCCAUAAGAGGAUCCACACAGGGGAGAAACCAUUUAAAUGCACAGAUUGUGGAAAAACUUUUAGUCAGAGCCAUCACCUUACUCGCCAUCAAAGGAUCCACACAAGGGAGAAGCCAUUUAAAUGCAUGGAGUGUGGAGAGAGCUUUAGUAGGAGCAAUUACCUAAUUUCCCAUACAGAGAUACACUUGAGUGAGAAUAUAUGUUAAUUCUAGAAAGGUAAUUAAAUUUAUGGUUUUUUUUCUAUUUACAGAGACUGAGCUUAGACAUUUUUUUUAGUUUGAUCUUCCCGACUGGAGCCUGAGGGAGAUGAGUUUAUUGAUGAAAAUGUAAAGAAUGGGAACAUGCCAUUUUAAUUAUGAACUGCGGAUUUUUGAAUGUAUCUACAUUUAGCUACAAAAAGUGAAGCCUCCUAUUCCGUAGUUGUUUGUUCUUCCCACUUAAUCACACUAAAAGAGUUUAAAUUUUUCUCCUUUUUCUUAAUCUUAGAAUUAUUUCACCUUUUCUUAUUCCUCAUUGCAUACUUAGUUUCUUAGAGUUACUGUUCUCUGUCCUCAGAAAAGUUGGAAGUAAUGGAGGAGAGAGAUUCUAGGCUGUGAAAAAAAAGUUAUAAUUCAAAGAGAAUUCAGGUUCUUUCAAAGUUUAGAGUGAGAUGAAAUGUGAUAUUAUAAAGUCCUGUUGUGAUAUUGCCUUAAAAGUGACACGUAAGAGGUUUCCUACUUUCAAUUUUUCCCUCUCUUUUAGUCCCAAGUUAGGGCUACUCACUAAAAUAACAAAAUGAUGCCACUGUGCUGACAUUGCAAAUGAUCAAGCAAGAAAGGUGAUAAUUGCAAAUUAGUGGGACCAAAAUAAAUAAUGUGAAUUAAGAAAAACUCUUUCAGAAAAACGACUUCUGAUCCUCCUGACCAAAAUGAGAUGGGGAGCCACCUGUGUGAUGUGAAGAAUUCCAAAGAAGACUCAAAGUUGCAUCCACAGUGUAGAACUAUGACCUGAGCCAGGUACUAUGUAUGGAGAAGCCUCAUGAUCUGAGGGAAUUGUCACAUGCACAUCAAUGUACAGUGCAUGAGAAGAACUGAAGGGAUGGAGGAUUCCUCUCACAAAAGGAACUACAAUGAUUGGAAGCCACCCCAAAUGCAUGUGCAAAAUCUUUUUUCAAGCAUUGCAGCCAUAUUUUACUCUUCUAAAGUG
This is a messenger RNA of Pseudonaja textilis, 2487 nucleotides long. The record is from RefSeq and is a predicted model, not a curated record. NCBI's taxonomy places the organism in Eukaryota, Metazoa, Chordata, Lepidosauria, Squamata, Elapidae.